Molecule: messenger RNA, 7531 nt
Organism: Ruditapes philippinarum (Manila clam)
Lineage: Eukaryota; Metazoa; Mollusca; Bivalvia; Venerida; Veneridae
Exons: 47
Coding region: 163-6813 (2216 amino acids)
Molecular function (GO): metalloendopeptidase activity; zinc ion binding; scavenger receptor activity
Source: RefSeq, a predicted model, not a curated record
AAAUUUAAACGUAUAACAAACAACAGGUUAACGUUGAACGAUAUUUUACGUUGACGUUACGUUAACGUAAAAACGGAUUCAGAGAAAAACAAAAAAAUAGAAGCGUUCAACGUGACAGGCAGUUGAAAACAUUUAGCCGUCGUUAUUCUAGAUGAUGUAAACAUGGGGUUUUGUGGAAUUUAUUGUGUUCAAAAUGGAAAGAAACGCUCGGAAAUCACUGUGCAUCUAUACUUGUAUAUAUUUAUAUUGAUCAGUUAUUAUAUACAUGAAGCACAUGGCUUCAAAGACUAUCAUACAUGUCUGGAUGUUAAGAAAGACUUAGGAAGCAAGGCGGUUGAUGGAGAAUAUAUUAUUUUCUUACCGUGGUUGAAAUAUGUCGGAAUAACGGUUUAUUGUCACAAUCUGCAGUCGUCGGAUCUUGGUCCAGAAUCCUACAUAACUCUUAAAUCAGGACGCAGUUCAAAUUUUGCUUCAUUCUAUGAAAAUGUCGGUGUUCCAAAUUAUUGUGCCGACGCAUUUCCUAGGAAACUAUAUUCAGCCGGAGGGAGGACGGAGUUUUCUAAGAUAGCUGUUAGUACGAUUGGUUUAGAUGUACAGCCCGGGGAUUUUACGUUUGCCAACCAUUCAGGUGUAAAUAAAAUAAGGUUCGGAUCAGCGGGAGAUAACUGGACAAGUUCAGACACUUGUUUCCCGAUGGGAGCUUUCCAGAUUGAUCUGACCGGAACACCGUUUACAGUGGUUGCUAGUUCUCAAUGGCAGUGGGCGGGGCGACACGUGCGUGGAAAUCUUACUGGAGGAUACGCCCACAUAAACAAUCAUUCAUAUAUUGGAUGUUUCGCAGACAAACGGGACCGUUUAUUACCAGCUGGACGCCAGGAUAGUGCCAAUAAUCGGACAAUACAAAACUGUAUACAACAUUGUAAAAACCUGAAAUAUGCUUAUGCCGGGGUCGAGUACGGUGUGGAAUGCCACUGUGGUAACGACUACGGACGUUACGGUACACGUCCUGUAUCGGAAAACAACUGUAACAAAAAGUGCAGCGGGAAUCCACAACAGAUCUGCGGAGGCACGUGGUUUGCGGGCAUUUACGCUACAGCUAUUCCACAGCGUAUAACAGGACAUUGUGGUGGAUUUCCGGGGCAGUGUUAUCCGGCGACAACUUAUGAUUUCAAAGAAGAAAAUUUACACCUAGAUCUGAUGCACAACCAACAUAUAUGCGUUAAAAGUAACCCUUGCCAGAACGAAGGUCGGUGUCUAGCUGUGGAUGCGGACGCAUUUAAAUGUAUUUGUUACCAAGGAUACUCAGGCACAAAUUGCGAAAUUGUGAAAUCCGAGAUAAUUGACGACGGUCGAACAUGUCCAGCAGGCUACCAAGCCGAAACUUGCCUGUGUUUUGAGUCAAAAUGUAACGGUGCCAAGUUCGAGGGGGAUACGUGUGUAACAUCUACGGGACAUUCACAAGUGAUAUGCCGUCCCGGGGAUCCUGGUCACGUGAUUUUAUUCAACGUUAACGGUUUGGGGACGGUACAAUGUCCAGCUGGGGCAGUGGCCGUAGGUUGUAGUUACUGGACAACGUACGCUGCCGGUGUCGUGCAUGGUCAGAGUCUGAUGCAGAGAGGCAUAUGUGGCAUCUCAAACAAUACAGUCGCGGUACAAGCAAGGUGUAAGCAGUACAUGUGUGGCUGCAUGAAUGGAGGACAUUGUAAUAAAGUAACCGGCGAGUGCGAGUGUCCUCCUUCUUACUACGGUUCCAAGUGUGAAACCUUUGACUACUGUUCUUAUUAUGAAGAUAUUAACAACCGUACAGCAUGUGAUGCCGGGGGAGUAUGUGUACCCGUACAUAAAGAGGUUGUGAACACCAUUGGAGGUGAUAAAGCCGGGGACACGUGCAUUUUCCCGUUCGACUACGGAAAUUAUACAUUCAACACGUGCGUCGAAGACAACUCGGUUGGACCUCCAUUUUCGUGCGCAGGAGAAUUUGCAUUGUCGGAUACUUUCAAGAAUGGACCGACAUACAUAGACCUAGGUCCGUGGAGUCCGGGUCCUAGAUAUACGGUAGCUGCAUGGGUCAGACCCGAUCGUAUUGAUACCAUGAGGCAGACAAUAGUGGGCGGCGCAUCAGACUGCAAUGACUUUGGUUUUAACUUCAACUCCGGAACAUUCCGGGGCUACCUGAAAUUGUCAAAGGAAUGUACCCGUGAUUUGAAUACAGGGAAAUCGUUAGCAACAAUUGGCACGUGGUACAUGGUUGCAGUGACCAGUAAUGCGUCUCAUGCCAAGAUUUACUUGAAUGGUCAGUUUAAAGAAAUGAACACAGUGUUGUUAAACCAUAUACCAACAACGGCAGGUUUCUGGAUUGGUUCCGCCGUCUGCUGUCCUGCCGACUUCUUCCGAGGGAUGAUAAAGAAUGUCAAAGUGUGGAAUAGGGAACUAACUAAUGACGAAAUCAAUCGUUCAAUGUAUAAUAUUGGUACACAAAACUCAACAGUGGAAGCAUUAAAUGACGGUUUAGUAGGUCAUUGGGAGCUGGGAGAUAUAGCCGUACCCGCGUGCUCUGGUGGUAACGCUGUCGACCACGGUGGUGACGACUGGAUUCUGAAGGACACGGAAAUUAUCGGCGGAAUUCAUUGUAACAUUAGCCGGUUUGUAAUUCCUAAAGGUGUUACUGUUCUCGUGUCUCGGUACAAUGGAUCUACAGGAGGAAUGUUUGAUGUAAUUGCACAGGAGGUUCAGAUAGAUGGAUAUUUAGACGCAGUAGGUGCCGGCUACAGAGGGGCGCCUAGUUCUAAUGGUACAGGUGUCGGUGGAUCACAGGGCGAGACAUAUAGCGGUAUCGGGAAAAUAUCCAACCAACAGAACUAUGGAGGAGGCGGCGGGGGUGCCGGGGGCAACACAAUUACUGACGGUACGGGACGCUCGGGUGGGGGAGGUGGAUACGGAAGUGUUGGAUUAAAUGGAAUCAAAGUUGUCGGUGACAGGAUUGGACUUGGGUCAGGCGGGCGUGUAUAUGGGGAUGCAGAUUUAAACACAUUAUACAUGGGGUCUGGUGGGGGAAGUGGAGGAAAUGCAAAAGAUUUGACUACUAAUCCCAUAGGUGGGCGUGGUGGAAAUGGAGGUGGUGCAGUAAAAAUCAUAGCGGAACGGUCUAUUAAAAUCACAGGGGUGAUUUCAGUUGCUGGUGAAAACGGACAAGGCGACAUCCCUGUUGGGAGUGGUUGUAUGGGAUGUCCAGACUCCUGUGAUCUGAAAAGUCCAGUCCGUUGCCUAGGUAACAGCACGACUGCUUGUUGGGAUAUGUCUGGGCCUGGUGGUGGUGGCAGUGGUGGUAGCAUUUACCUCUCUGCAAAACUUGUUGAUAUUGGGUAUCAGAAACUAUGGGCUAUGGGCGGCGAUGGAGGGGCAGGAGGCAGCCAUUGUUGUGGUGGUCCGGGCGGCAUGGGUCGUAUCAGAAUCGAUUCUCUAAUUACGAAGGGAAUUGUGGGAGAUAACCAUGGUGUUGUAAAGACGUCAACGUUACAGGAUCAGUUUGUUGACCAUAGUCAGUCGGGUCAGAAGCAGAUAGACUAUAGAAACACUGUUUACGGAAACGAGGUAUUCCGAGGAUGUUUCCGGGAUAUUCCGACAAACCGGACAUUAGCGAUUGCCAUACCUAGUACAUCCGUGACGAACUCUAAGAUGACACCGGACUAUUGUAAACAACUUUGCAGGGACAGAAAUUUUAAAUAUUCUGGAACUGAAGGCACCAACCUAUGUUUCUGUGACAAUCACUUAGAUAUGAGUAAAAAGGUUCAUGACAGUGAAUGUGGACAAGCAUGUCAGGGUAAUCCAUUGUGGACAUGUGGUGGCACGAACAGGCUGCAGGUGUUUGGUCCGCCACCAGGAGCACCUGCCACGGGUCAUAAUGUUCUCUCUAAAUGUGUACCAUGGUGUGUUACUGCUGAUGCAGGGACUGAUAAUCCAAAAUGGGGACAAUGUAUCAAGAAACCGCCAAGUGUAACAAGUUGGGAUGUAAAGUGUGAGUGCAGUCCAGGUAAAACGGGACCAAAUUGUGAUCAGCAAUGCCCAUCUUGGACCUAUGGUACAGCAUGCAGGAGAAAUUGCACAUGUAACCAAUCCAAUACUGCAAUGUGUGACCCGAUCAACGGUGUAUGCGUGUGCAAAUCGGGCUUCAAGGGAACCAGCUGUCAGGAUAAGUGCCCGGAUGGAUACUACGGCGAAGGCUGCAAGCAUGCAUGCAAUUGCUCCAGCAACGCUAUUUGUGACCAUAUGACAGGAAAUUGUGCCUGUCAACCAGGGUGGAUGGGACCCGGAUGUAAUUUCCCAUGUCCUGUAAACACAUAUGGUGUAAACUGUUCACAAUCAUGUUCCAAUAGAUGUAGCCACGGAACAUGUAAUCCUGAGGAUGGAACAUGUCAAUGUUACCCCGGUUAUGGAACACAGUUCUGUUCAGAAAAGUGCGAACCUUUCAGUUACGGACAAGAUUGCCUGCAAUCAUGUGACUGCUCCGGUCAGAAAUGUGACCCGUUCACUGGACGCUGUAUUUGUGGCAACGGCUAUACUGGAAAUAAGUGUGAAUCAAUUUGUAGGUUCGGCACGUACGGGUUAGAUUGUGCUAAAAAGUGUGCGUGUCAAAAUGGCGCUGGUUGUGACCAUAUCACCGGCGAAUGUUACUGUGCACGUGGAUAUAGGGGUGAGACCUGCGGAGACGCUUGUUCACCCGGGCAAUUUGGUGAUGAUUGUGGCAACACGUGCUCGUGCGUUGCUAGUAAUACAUUAGCGUGUGAUAUAGCGACUGGAAAAUGCACGUGUAAACCCGGUUUCUAUGGAAACAAUUGUGAACUACCAUGUGAAGACGGUUACUAUGGCAACCAAUGUUUAAUGAAAUGCACGUGCAAAAAUGGUGGAGUAUGUGACAAGGCGUCUGGAACGUGUAGCUGCCAGCCUGGAUUUAGAGGUGAUUCUUGUGAAACGCCUUGCUCGUCAGGGUAUUACGGGCAGAACUGUGGAUCACGUUGUCCCAUGAAAUGUCCCAAUCAACUGUGUAACAUCGUAGACGGAUCAUGUUCUUGCUCAACUGGUCUAGUUUGUCACUGUCCAGUGAACACUGCCGGUAAAAUGAGCCAGUGUGACAAGACAUGUUCCUGUGUAAAUGGCCAGUGUCUCGUAGAUACAGCUACCUGUAAAUGUAAUCCGGGAUGGAAGGGGACUAAAUGUGACGUUCCGUGUGAUAAAGGUACGUAUGGUCUAAAUUGUGGAUCCACGUGCAACUGCAUGCACGGGAGUUGUAAUCAGUCGACCGGAAGUUGUUAUUGUUACAGCGGAUACAGCGGUGCCAAGUGUGAUAUCCCAUGCAAGAAUAACUCUUUUGGGCCUGGAUGCAAGUUUGCCUGCCCAGAUUGUGGUCCACAGUCACUGCCUGCAUGCGAUGUUGGGACGGGUGUUUGCAUGUGCAGACCUGGUUACACGGGUUCGAAAUGUGAAAGACCAUGUCCUGAUGGAACAUUUGGAUUAAAUUGCUCAAAAACGUGCAGUUGUCAGAAUGGAAUUUGUGAUCAUAUAGCUGGAGCAUGUGUUUGUGACGUUGGCUUUACUGGGAAUAAAUGUCAAACUACAUGUCCAUCCGGCCAGUAUGGUUUAAACUGUCAAAAGACUUGCGACUGUGGUCCUCAUGGAAGUGGAUGUUCUCCUAAGGAAGGACUUUGUAUUUGUAAACCAGGUUUUACCGGAGUUAAAUGCCGACAUAGUUGUCCCGUUGGAUUUUACGGACAAAACUGCACAAACAGAUGCUCAUGUGAUCCUUAUGGUAGCUCAUGUAGCCCUAUAGACGGUAGCUGCCUGUGCAAGUCGGGCUAUACAGGGCAAUACUGUGAAGAAGUUUGUGGUCCCGGAUUUUGGGGUAAAGGAUGUACUCAAGCAUGUGAAUGUAAUGGGCGUGGCUCAUGUAAUCCGUUUAAUGGACAGUGUGAUUGUAUUGCUGGCUUUAAGGGAGAUAGAUGUGAAACACAAUGCGCUCAAGAUAUUUUCUGGGGAAAGAAUUGUGCCAAUGCUUGCUCGUGUAAUGGGGAACAUUGUGACCAUAGAGACGGCACGUGCAGGUGUCCUCCCGGGAAAAUAGGUCACCACUGUGAGAAAGGGUGUAACACAGGCUACUUCGGAUUCCAGUGUGCUCAAGUGUGUGGCUGUAAACACAACUCAAAGUGCGAUCCUGUUACAGGGUCGUGUCGGUGUCAGCCAGGCUGGUCCGGACAGUUCUGUGAUAAAGCAUGUCCGGAUGGUUUCUACGGCGUUGAUUGCGCGGGAAUUUGUCCGGAUUGUUGGAAUGACGGGUCAUGUGACACGUUUGCUGGUACUUGUAUAUGUACUUCCGGUUAUACAGGUCAGUAUUGUAAUACCUCGUUAAUUACCGGAAACCAGCAGCAACCAGAAUCUCAGCCUCAAACAAACACAGUAUCAACAGCAGGUGUACAGUUUACAGUUUCACAAUUUGUUGGUUUCAUCGUCGGCUUUCUCCUCCUUCUCGUCUUUGUUACUGUAAUGGCCGUUUUACUCACGCGGAGAUGUUCUGCAGGACGUUUUGGAGGGACCGAAGGGGUUGUUAAAUUUAGAGGCGAAGAAUUAGACAUAGCUACAGCUUCUGCUGAAAAUAGUGGGGUAACAAAUGUGGGAUUUGUAAAUCCCGUCCAUGAAGCUAGCUUCAAUGAAACUGAACUGGACAGCAAAAGUGUGACGUCAGACGCCACGAGCGGCGUUGCAUCAGCGAUGGUAGAUUCUGACGAUGAAGAUGACGGAUUUUUCAAGGACAGUAAAGCCUAAUUAAUGAUAAUUAAUUUACGAUAAGAUGGAUGUGAUGAAUUUAGGCUUUAAGUGGUUCAGUUACGUUUUCCAAACUUACAUAAAAAUUGAUUCUCGUAUAUCAAUAUUAUUAUGUUAAUAAAAGAUCACCAAUAUUAGUGUCAAAAGUAUCUACAAUUGAAGUACUAACAUAUUUAUUUUCUUUGACAGAAUAAGUAAGUUAUUAAUAUACUUUUAGUAUUUAUGCGUUUAUUCAAUAGCACAAAAUUAGAAAUUUAAAGGGACUACACAAUUUAAUUUGCUACUAUAUGAAAUUUACGUCUUGUAAUAAUAUUUUGGUAGAUGGGGGUUUAUGUUUCUGUGUAUAUCACAUAUGGAAUUCAAAUGACAAUUCAUAGUGAUAUUUGUACGGUGGCACAUUUGUGCGUUUUUAUUGAUCUCGUGCCCACGAGAUUUUAUGUCAUAGCCACGAGUUACUACGUGCACACGACUUACUUAGUCGUGAGAACGAUAAUUAUGUCGUGUGCAUGUAAUAACUCGUGCGCACGAGAUUAAUAAAACGCACAAAUGUCACCAUUGUGCCACCGUAUAUUUUUGUAUAUAAUGACAUUAUUUCUUUUUUAUCAUGAAAUAUUAAGUCGUUUGUUUUAAAAAUUCUGUGGUGCAUAUAUAAUACUCACAUUCAAACAUUAUGUUUAUAGUUAUGGAUAUAGUACUCGACUCAUUGCUCAAUAAAAUG